This is a messenger RNA of Physcomitrium patens, 1948 nucleotides long. Its product is annotated as catalase isozyme 1. Gene Ontology annotation, molecular function: catalase activity; heme binding. Gene Ontology annotation, cellular component: cytoplasm. Gene Ontology annotation, biological process: response to hydrogen peroxide; hydrogen peroxide catabolic process. NCBI's taxonomy places the organism in Eukaryota, Viridiplantae, Streptophyta, Bryopsida, Funariales, Funariaceae. The record is from RefSeq and is a predicted model, not a curated record.
GGACCCGGUGACAACCCGAGCGUUGGUUACUAUAUAGAGCGUGUGCUAACCCCGUGCAGUAUCAGCCUCGUCCCUCAUACCAUUCCUCCAGGAUACCCCGGGGCCUCAUCACCAGCAGUCUCUUCAACACAGCUUCCACCAUGGAUCCGUACAGGUAUCGACCGUCGAGUGCUUACAACACACCGUACAUGACCAACAACCAGGGUGGGCCGGUAUUUAAUAAUACCUCGUCUAUGACCAUCGGCAGUCGGGGCCCCGUUCUGUUGGAGGAUUAUCACUUGGUGGAGAAGAUCGCAAACUUCCACAGAGAGCGGAUUCCAGAGCGCAUUGUGCACGCUCGUGGAGCAGGUGCCAAGGGCUACUUCGAAGUCACCCAUGACAUCACUCACCUCACCUGUGCCGACUUCCUCAGAGGCGUCGGAGUCCAGACACCUCUCAUUGCGCGAUUCUCGACGGUCAUACACGAGAAGGGAAGCCCCGAGACUCUGCCAGACCCUCGAGGAUUUGCCGUGAAGAUGUACACGCGGGAAGGAAACUUCGACAUGGUGGGCAAUAACAUGCCUGUGUUCUUCGUGCGCGACGCCAUGCAGUUCCCAGAUGUGAUUCACGCAAUGAAGCCCAACCCCAAAUCGAACGUGCAAGAGUGGUGGCGUAUCAUGGACUAUUUGUCGUACAUCCCCGAGAGCACCCACAUGUUCUUCUGGUGGUUGGAUGACUGGGGUGUCCCCACCGACUAUCGCCAUAUGGACGGAUACACCGUACACACAUUCAAAUUGAUCAACAAGGAGGGCAAGGAGACGCUCAUCAAGUGGCACUGGAGGCCUACUUGCGGCUUGAAGUUCCUUCUGGAGGAUGAAGCAGCGAAGGUGGUGGCGAAAUGUCACAGCCACGCCACCAAGGAUCUGUAUGAUACUAUUGCCUCGGGGAGCUUUCCAGAAUGGAGGCUGUAUAUCCAGACAAUGAACCCUAGCGACGAAGACAAGUACGACUUCGACCCAAUGGACACUACCUGCAUCUGGCCGGAGGAGUUGUUUCCUCUGCAGCCGGUGGGACGUAUGGUGUUGAACAAGAAUUUGGAUAACUUCUUCAGCGAGAAUGAGAUGCUUGCUUUCUCUCCAGGAGUGGUGCCCCCUGGAAUCACUUACAGCAACGAUAAGAUGUUGCAGUGCCGCAUUUUUGCAUACGGUGAUACUCAACGCCAUCGUCUCGGCCCGAACUACUUGCUUCUUCCCGCCAAUGCCCCCAAGAACGCCCAUCACAACAAUCAUCAUGAAGGCUUUAUGAAUUUUCUUCAUCGUGAUGAAGAGGUGAACUACUGGCCAUCGCGCUUUGACUCACUUCGUAUGUCGGAACGUUUCCCCAUCUCCAAGGCUCACGUCAGUGGCAUCAGAGAGAAGACGGUUAUUCCUAAGGAGAACAACUUCAUCCAGCCCGGCAAUCGCUACCGCACUUGGGACCACGACAGGCAGGAGAGAUUCAUCGGCAGAAUGGUUACUGCUCUGAGUGAUCCAAGGUUGACGCAUGAAAUCCGCGCCAUCUGGAUCUCCUACAUGUCUCAGUGUGACAAGACUCUGGGACAGAAGCUGGCAUCUCGUCUCAGCACAAGAGCAACAAUGUAGAGAAGUCUCAAAGGUCUGGUCACGAAGAACCCCAUCGAAUGUGCUUGCCUCGAAAGUAGCUGGUUGAUACACCACCGUCUACAUCUUUAAUGGCAGCAUAUUAGCUUGAAAUCAUGGACUGUGUAACCAGUCACUGAAGCAUUGUAUCUCUAUGAGCAUCAAUCGCAGUGUUCGGGUGAAUACGGUGCUUUGCAGUGAGGAAUUGUCACUGACACAAUUACAAGCCUUUGUGCUCGAAGUGGCACAAGAGUCUAGCACGCUGUUUUUGAUAUCAUCCUUGGCAACUGUGCCGUAAAUAAAGUUUCAAGUACUUGAGAUUUUCCUAAACU